AUGGCGGCGCAGUGCGACCCGCUGAGCGGGUACCUGCCCCAGCCGCUCUCCGACCCGGGCUCCAACAGCGAGCGCAGCGCCGACUCGCCCGCGCCCGGCUCCGAGGAGGACUCGGCCGGGCCGCCGCGGCCCCUGCACAGCCCCGAGUGGGGCGAGGAGCGAUUCCGGGUGGACAGGAAGAAACUGGAGGCCAUGCUCCAAGCUGCUGCAGAGGGCAAAGGGAAAAGUGGGGAAGACUUUUUUCAGAAGAUUAUGGAAGAAACAAAUACACAGAUUGCUUGGCCAUCAAAGUUGAAGAUUGGAGCAAAAUCGAAAAAAGAUCCCCAUAUUAAAGUUUCUGGAAAAAAAGAGAACGUUAAGGAAGCAAAAGAGAAAAUCAUGUCUGUCUUGGACACAAAAAGCAAUCGGGUAACCUUGAAGAUGGAUGUUUCACAUACAGAACAUUCUCAUGUGAUAGGUAAAGGUGGCAAUAAUAUUAAAAAAGUGAUGGAGGAAACGGGAUGCCAUAUCCAUUUUCCAGACUCAAAUAGGAACAAUCAAGCAGAGAAAAGCAACCAAGUGUCUAUUGCAGGACAGCCAGCUGGAGUGGAGUCUGCAAGAGUCAGAAUUCGGGAGCUGCUUCCAUUGGUACUCAUGUUUGAAUUGCCUAUUGCUGGAAUUCUCCAACCCAUCCCAGAUCCUAAUUCUCCAACCAUUCAGCACGUGUGUCAGACCUACAACAUUUCAGUUUCCUUCAAACAACGCUCUCGAAUGUAUGGUGCUACAGUCAUUGUCAGAGGGUCACAAAACAACACUAGUGCUGUGAAGGAAGGAACAGCCAUGCUCUUGGAACACCUGGCUGGGAGCCUGGCCUCUGCAAUCCCUGUGAGCACCCAGCUCGACAUCGCAGCGCAGCAUCAUCUCUUUAUGAUGGGCCGGAACGGCAGCAACAUCAAACAUAUCAUGCAGAGGACUGGUGCUCAGAUCCACUUCCCUGACCCCAGUAACCCACAGAAGAAAUCCACUGUCUACCUCCAGGGCACCAUUGAGUCCGUCUGUCUUGCCAGGCAAUAUCUCAUGGGUUGCCUUCCCCUUGUGCUCAUGUUUGAUAUGAAGGAAGAAAUUGAAGUAGAACCACAGUUUAUAACUCAGCUAAUGGAGCAGUUAGAUGUCUUCAUAAGCAUUAAGCCUAAGCCAAAACAACCAAGCAAGUCUGUGAUUGUAAAAAGUGUUGAACGAAAUGCCUUAAAUAUGUACGAGGCACGGAAAUGUCUCUUGGGACUUGAAAGUAGCGGAGUCACCAUAGUAUCAAAUCCCUCUACUGUCUCCUGCCCUGUUGGUCUGUCUUGUCCUGGUUUGGAUAUUUUGUCCUCAGCAGGACUAGGACUCACUGGGCUUGGCCUUUUAGGUCCGACAGCCCUGUCAGUCAACACCUCUACUACUCCAAACUCUCUGUUGAAUGCCCUUAAUAGCUCUGUGAGCCCUCUGCAGAGUCCAAGUUCAGGCACGCCCAGUCCCACACUGUGGGCAACAUCUCUCGCUAACACAAACACCACAGGUUUUUCUGCUAUUCCACACCUAAUGAUACCAUCUACUGCCCAAGCAACCUUAACUAGUAUUCUGCUGUCUGGAGUGCCUAAUUAUGGUCAAAACACUCCAUCUCCACCACCAGGCUUGACUCCUGUUGAAGUCCACGUUAAUGGCAUGCAAUCAGAAAGUAAAAAAGGUUCACCUUCUUUAAAUGGUCACGUAAAGGCCUCAAAUAUCAAGUAUGCUGCACUGUCUGCCACAUCGCUGGGAGAAAACGUGUUGAGCACAAACCACAGUGAUGGAGUAAGGCAAACAAGUGCUCAUGGUGCCUCAGAACAAGUGACUGCCAAGGCAAAUAGUGAAGAAGGUUGCAAUGAUGCUUUUGUGGAGGUGGGCAUGCCUCGGAGUCCAUCGCACUCAGCGAACACCAGUGACCUGAAGCAGAUGAUGAGCUCUUCCAAGCAGGCCUGUGCCAAGAGACAAACGGUGGAAUUACUGCAAGGCACCAAAAACUCCCACUUACACACCACGGACAGGCUGCUGGCCGAGGCCGAGCUGGGAGCCCCCGAGAGCCCCGUGGCUGAUAAGAAGGCUCCGGGCAGCGAGCGGGCGGCCGAGCGAGCGGCAGCUGCCCAGCAGAACUCCGAGAGAGCACGCCUGGCUCCACAGCCCUCCUUUGUAAAUAUGCAGGCAUUUGACUAUGAACAGAAGAAACUACUAGCAACCAAAGCUAUGUUAAAGAAGCCAGUUGUAACAGAAGUGAGAACUCCAACAAAUACAUGGAGUGGUUUGGGGUUCUCUAAAUCAAUGCCUGCAGAAACUAUCAAGGAACUAAGGAGAGCAAAUCAUGUGUCAUACAAGCCUUCCAUGACAACUACAUAUGAGGGCUCAUCCAUGUCUCUGUCCCGGUCCAGCAGUCGGGAGCACCUGGGAAGUGGCAGUGAAUCUGAUAACUGGAGAGACCGGAACGGGCUUGGACCCACCGCUCACGAUUUUGUCUCCUCAAUUGGCAGCCCCAAACGGAAACAAAACAAAUCAGCUGAACACUAUCUCAGUAGCAGCAACUACAUGGACUGCAUUUCCUCGCUGACAGGAAGCAAUGGCUGUAGCCUCAACAGUUUGUUCAAGGGAUCUGAUCUGCCUGAGCUCUUCAGCAAGCUUGGUUUGGGCAAAUACACAGAUGUAUUCCAGCAGCAAGAGAUUGAUCUGCAGACAUUCCUCACUCUUACUGAUCAAGAUUUGAAAGAGUUGGGAAUUACCACUUUUGGUGCCAGAAGAAAAAUGCUGCUUGCAAUCUCAGAACUGAACAAAAACCGAAGGAAGCUCUUUGACCCAUCCAACAUCCGUGCCUCAUUCCUGGAAGGUGGAGCCAGUGGGAGACUGCCGCGCCAGUAUCACUCGGACAUUGCCAGUGUCAGCGGGCGCUGGUAGCAGGAGGCUGGGCUCAGAAAGCAGCUGGAAAGAUGGACAUGGCAAUCCUGUGGACAGCCUUCACUGCACACCACCCUCUGCACUUUGGGAGUUUGGGUGUCAAGGACCAAAGCGUUUUGUCUGCACAAUACUGUGCCAAAAAAUCAGAGAGAACACGUAUUGUCGGUUGUCUUUCGAAACACCAAAUGUGGGUUACGUUUUACUCAUGUAGAUUGGACAGAAUUUGCAAUAAUAAUAAUAUAGGGUUCUUUGUUUAGUAUUUUAUUACCUAUAACUAUAAUGUAUGCACUGAAUUUUGUACUAUUGUUGAAUGAAGGAAGAAUGAAGAGCUGGGAUGCCAGAGAGCAUAGAUUUGGCUUUAUCAAGAUGGAUUUUUCUGGUACUGCUUAAAAUAAUUAUUGAGGUCUUUCUGCACUUUACAUGUUCUGAUUUCUUGUCCUGUGGAAAUUUAUUUCUCUUUCAUUUCCAUAUCAAUUUUUAUAUUGGCACUAAUCAAAGUUUUUCAGGUGUUCCUGCAUUAAGUCACAUCUCACUAUAAUGGUACUAAAAACUGGUUCUUAUGCAGAUUUUUGUUUUUUCUCUCUCUGUCUCCCAGGUAGUUAUCUGAAGAGAUUGUUCCAAAAUCAAGUCACUUGGUAGUGGACCAGUCCUGUUAUGCUCUUAUAAAGCAGUCUAAUGCUGCCUGCAAUAAUACUCACUGUAACAAAUGCAAUGAAAGACCAAAAUGGACCUUGCAAUAUUAACCCUUUCCAGUUAACAUAUUUAACUGCUGCCUUUAUGCUAAAACUGUUUUUAAUGGUUGUCUCAAAGCAAAGGGCUAUUUUUAGUACCCUGCCACUAAAGGACACUUAUUUAUAUCAGACUUUUAUUUUUAGAUUCUAUACACCUACAAUACAUAACAGAUUAAACUGAUCUACUGCAGGUUUAUGGUAGAGACCAAAAGGCAUUCAUCAAACUAGAGCUCUGGGCUGUCAGUUUGAUUAAACAGACAACUAAUCUAAUUUGACAAAACAGCACUGUUGCCAUUUAAUAAAUGACACAUAUUACUUACAUGACUAUGCAUGCAGCAAUGAAGUGACCUACAUAAAAUAGGUGUAAUAGCAUCUGUUUUGUUCAAUCUAGAUUUGUAAUUGUCAGCUGCAGAAGUGCUUGAAACUCUGGAGAUGAACUAUUUCUGAAACAAGUUAUGUUCAACAGAAAGAGUCCAUGUUAUAAGUGGCUAGAGCUAAAUUUCACAUUCUUAUACUGUGAAAGUCCGAAAGAUUUGGCAAUGUUAUUCCUCUGUCUUUACAGAUGUUGUGUUAUGGGUUUAUGAAGGGUUUCAACGUAAUGAAGGAAUCCGUAAAGUGCCUCUUUAUGCUAUGUCUAGUUCCAAGCAUUAAUUGAAAAGCAUUCCCAUGAGAAAUAUUGUGAAUUACCUUACCUCUACUGUAAUGUAUUAUUUAUGUUCAAUGUACAAGCCUUUUGAGAUGGACAUAAACCACUGUCAAGAGCUCUUAAAAGAAGGCAUUAGAAUAACAUUUACAGUAGUUGGGGUUUAUGCAAAAAUGGGUUGAGAGAGUUUUGACACUUUCCAUGGGUAAUUCUUUCUUUUAAGGUGAGAAUGCAAAAUGAUGUAUGGCAAAAAUUGCACACACAAAGGGAAUUUCAAGAGACUAUUACUUGAGGGCAUAGAUGAUCAAGCAAUAAUAUAAAGUCUUGUGGUUAGCUAAAAAUUGCUGCUCAGUGCUCAUUUCAGCCAUAUCUACUUAAUGGUGUAUAGCUGGGUGACUUCCCCUGUAGAUCAAGUAGCAGCUUUGUCUGGUUUUAAAAUGGCACUGCGGAUGUGACUGGCUAAAGCUGUAUCUGGUACUCACACAGUUGUUCACAGCAGCUUCCUCUGCUCAAUGCCAAGGGUCAAUAUCCACGUGUCUAGGAGAGAUUGAUGUGUGUUGCACGGGCAAGAGCAACUUCAUGGAAACCCUCUUGGAAGCCACCACUUCUCAUUCUAAAGCUAUUUACACUUGUGCUUUCCUCUAAGCACCGCAGAUAGUUCCAUUCACACAGACUAUUUAUGUGCUUUCGGAUAAGCUGUUGUUUAAAUGUUUGCAUUUGCAAGCCCAGUGCUUGCAAAUCAAAUUGUAUUCAGACUCCUUAUUUCAUGAAAUGUUUUUAAUGAACUAAAUAUUCAGCAACACUUUGUACAGAAUUUUCUGCAACCCCUCCUUGCUUCUUUUGCCUAAACUUAAAAGCAUCCUAAAGCUUUGCACUCAGAUUUUUAGCCUUUUGUAGGUACAUGCUAUCUAUCCAGAUGGUACUAUACUCAGAACUGAUUUUCUUACAGUAUUAAGUUGAUGUGGUCUUUUGCUGAGCAGUGCUUAUUUCCUCUACACCAAAGUGAAGAAUUUCCCAUGAACAACAUUAUUUUUCAGUAGGGCUUCACAUUAAAAAAAAAAAACCACACUGGAAGAAAAUUCUCACUUACUUUGAUUCCACAAAGGGAAUAAAACAGUACAGUGUAUCAUAUUGUUAGUGUUACAUUGUGCACAAAUAUUUGACUUGCUACAUAAAAUGUUAGUUUUAAAUCUGUGCCUUAACAGUGACCAGUUAUCUGUAAAUAUAGAGCAGAUACAGAUUGUAUUUUUGUGGGUUGUGUCCUUUUAGUGAUUUUUUUAAGAAAAUGAAAGUUGAAAUUAAAACAUUAAAAAUGGAGAUUUUCAAAACUAAUCAGUGUUGCAUAAAAUAAAUUUAUAUAACUCCCUUGUAUUCUGAUUGGUUCAUUAAGUAUUUUUAUAUAGACCCAGUUCCAGGGAUGCUUGCUUGUUAAUAAAAUAUAAAAAGCACUAUUUGACCUAACGGCAA
Molecule: messenger RNA, 5781 nt
Organism: Serinus canaria (Common canary)
Lineage: Eukaryota; Metazoa; Chordata; Aves; Passeriformes; Fringillidae
Gene: BICC1
Product: BicC family RNA binding protein 1
Exons: 21
Coding region: 1-2940 (979 amino acids)
Cellular component (GO): cytoplasm
Molecular function (GO): RNA binding; protein binding
Source: RefSeq, a predicted model, not a curated record